Molecule: messenger RNA, 1362 nt
Organism: Boleophthalmus pectinirostris (great blue-spotted mudskipper)
Lineage: Eukaryota; Metazoa; Chordata; Actinopteri; Gobiiformes; Gobiidae
Product: homeobox protein Hox-B6a-like
Exons: 2
Coding region: 1-768 (255 amino acids)
Biological process (GO): anterior/posterior pattern specification; regulation of transcription by RNA polymerase II
Cellular component (GO): nucleus
Molecular function (GO): RNA polymerase II cis-regulatory region sequence-specific DNA binding; DNA-binding transcription factor activity, RNA polymerase II-specific
Source: RefSeq, a predicted model, not a curated record
AUGAGUUCCUAUUUUGUCAACUCCUCGUUCCCGGUGUCUCUGCCGGGGACGGGCGGGGGAGGCCAGGCAGCUGCCGCGGAGUCGUUCCUGGGUCAGAUUCCGCUUUACUCCUCCGGCUACGCGGCAGACCCGCUCCGGCACUACCCCGGGGCGGCGGUGGCGUAUGGAAGCAGCCAGGACAAACCGUACGCCGCGUCUCCGUACUAUCAGCAGAACGGUGCAUACGCAGGACACCGGGCGGCGGGGGCGGCUGUCGGGGUCGGGGGCGCGAGCGGAGCCUCCGCCUGUGACUAUGCCACAGCGGCAGCGGCGGCGGCGGCGGCGUGCGGGUUUUACCGGGAUAAGGAGCCGUGCAGCCUGGAGGAGCAGCUGCUGCAGGACGGGGUGCACCGGAAAGUGGAGUGCGCGGGGCUCAGCGCCAAAGGGCUGUUCGGAGAGCUGGAGGAGAAGCCGUCGGCGUCAGCCCCCAUCUACCCCUGGAUGCAGCGCAUGAACGCGUGUAACGGGACCUUCGGCAGCCCGGGGAGGCGCGGGCGGCAGACGUACACGCGCUACCAGACGCUCGAGCUGGAGAAGGAGUUCCACUUCAACCGGUACCUGACGCGGAGACGGCGCAUCGAGAUCGCGCACGCCCUCUGCCUCACGGAGCGCCAAAUCAAGAUCUGGUUCCAAAACCGGCGGAUGAAGUGGAAGAAGGAAAACAAACUGAUCAACUCGUCUUCUUCCAACGCGGACGGAGACGAGCUGGAGGAGAAACGGUCGGAGUGAGAACCCGACGCAGGGGACACGGACACGUACGGACUCGCGGACGUUAAGUGACAAGGGUGCAAAAGACAUCCGUGUUAACUUUUUUUUUUCUGGGAGUUUUACGCGACUCCGCUCCAAACCACGAGGAUCUGCCACCAACGUCCCACGCAAAUGUACUGUAUCCGCCCUAUCUCUCUCCGUGUGUGGUCUAUGAUACAGUAAUAACACAGUAACUAUAGCACUCCCGGGAUGAGCCACGUGACUGCUGCGAGGAGAGGAGAGACGCACGCGAUUAGAAUUACAAUUGGGACAAGUGUGUUAAAAGCCAUUACGCAACCCCUCCCCACACUUGUUUUAAGAAGAAGCAAACGAUGACGCAUUCCUAAACUUAGUCGUAUUAGUACUUGUUGUCCGCACUUGUUGAGAAAAAAAAGAGAAAAAGAAAAAAACUUAAAAUAUUUAGGGAAAUUCCUUUUUGUUUUGUGUAAAUAUUAGAAUUGUGCUGAGGUCGAUUCGAUUCGGAGCGAGCGCGCGGCCACGUAAAGGCGCGUUGAUGUCAUUGGGCCAAGGACGAACGUGCGUCUCCCCCCAAAUAAAACUACCUAAAGCGUUCAG